Molecule: messenger RNA, 372 nt
Organism: Apaloderma vittatum (bar-tailed trogon)
Lineage: Eukaryota; Metazoa; Chordata; Aves; Trogoniformes; Trogonidae
Product: kelch-like protein 12
Exons: 3
Molecular function (GO): protein binding
Source: RefSeq, a predicted model, not a curated record
GUGGACUCUGAAGAGCCGGUUUUCGAAGCCGUUAUAAACUGGGUGAAGCACUCGAAAAAAGAACGGGAAGCAUCGCUGCCGGAACUGCUGCAGUACGUGCGCAUGCCGCUGCUCACCCCCCGCUACAUCACAGACGUCAUCGACACCGAGCCCUUUAUUCGGUGCAGCCUGCAGUGCAGAGACCUCGUAGAUGAAGCGAAGAAGUUUCACCUUCGCCCUGAGCUCCGGAGUCAGAUGCAAGGACCCAGGACAAGAGCACGUCUAGGAGCUAAUGAAGUCCUGCUUGUGAUCAGCGGCUUUGGCAGCCAGCAGUCACCCAUUGAUGUCGUGGAGAAAUACGACCCGAAGACUCAGGAGUGGAGUUUCUUGCCA